Messenger RNA from Dissoconium aciculare CBS 342.82, 1066 nucleotides. RefSeq lists its product as uncharacterized. Bases 339 to 707 code for a protein of 122 amino acids. The record is from RefSeq and is a predicted model, not a curated record. NCBI's taxonomy places the organism in Eukaryota, Fungi, Ascomycota, Dothideomycetes, Mycosphaerellales, Dissoconiaceae. The transcript has a single exon.
CAACAAUCAAUUUGGCGAGACACGAUUCGCAUAUGACAUCGUGGUGAAACACGCCAGGGCAAAGUCUCCGUAUCGUUAUCAAAGCGGCCGUCAACACAUUUCAACCAAGUGGGUUCAUCACAUCAGCGAUGAUGUUCUCUUCUGAGACGAGUGAUACAUCGUGUGAGACAAUGGGGCCCGUCUCGAAAAAAAUGUAUAUCUACGCUCAACAUCAUGGCGAUACUGUAAAUGAAGUCCUCGCCUUCACGCGUGGGAAAUGCUCGCAACUCAGAAGCAGCGUCCCAACACACUGACGUGCCAUCAAGACGAAGGCGAGAUCCUUCGUAGCAAUUCGCGAGAUGAUGUUUGAGGAAAGUGAUCGGCAAAUGACGGGUCCGUCACGCGCGCCAAGCUGGUCUUCCACCAACAGUUUCCUCAUGCCGACGAUCUCAGAGGCGACGGGCCACGAGGCGAUUGCUGAGAUGCCAAGGGAACAUGGGCCGCCAGCAACGACGAUCGGCAUCGCGGACGACUUCACGAGCUCCUUCACCAUGCAGUCGACCACUACCCCGAACAACGAGCCGCAUAGCCUUCAAGCAUCAAGUGACGCAUUUUAUCGGAAGAACGACAACGAGGGAUGCCUUGCGUGCGGGUACCAUUACACAUCCGUCGAUGAUCUGGCCAACCAUCAGAGAGCUCAGCACGGACUAGCUGAAGUCAUCCUCUAGCGAAUUUCAUUGGCGCCGAGAACUGCCUCGACGAUGAUUUUGACGACAAAGAACAUACACGGCGGUCAGUAAGGCAUGGACUAUCUGAAUAGGGAGGGUAUGAACCUCGUCACUACAGGAGACAUGACGAUUGCCAUAAGGGUGGGUCGCUGGUAGUUCGCACGCGGAUUCAGGACGACGACCUCUCUGUGUCGUGUGGUAUGUACAAUGAUUAGAUAUGUCACACCUUUUCGUGGGUUGUCGUGUGAUCUGUGCACAACUCGCGAUAUGCAUUGGGAUACUGUACACAAUUCUUGUUUCCUGUUGCUGCACAUUCUCAAUGUGGAUAUUGCAGUAGUGCUAGAGCAAUACCAGAGCCU